AACUAAGAAGCUUAUUGACAUUUUUACACUGACCUCUAGAAAUUUGACAUAUUCACAAAUGAAACAAUUGGACAAUGUGGACCUGGAACAAGUGGGAAUGAUGAGAGUGAUGGAGGGUCUAAGUCAUGUCAGAUAUUUUAUAACUGGAUGUUUCUGUUUAUGGUAGAUCUCCACUGAAACACAUGGGCAUGUGGGAUUUGGCUGCUCUGUGUUCAGAGGCAGCGCAGCAGGACAUCCGCAAAAAGACGACCCAAAUUUAUCUGGAGGAUGACAGCAUCGAUGCAGACCUUCUCAACUCAAUAGCCGUCACCAUGGAUGACUUCAAGUGGGCUCUAAGUCAGAGUAACCCAUCUGCUCUGAGGGAGACGAUGGUGGAGGUUCUACAGGUAAACAUUAGGACAUUGGAGGACUCAAUGAGGUGAAGCGAGAUUUAAAGGAGCUUGUCCAGGUAAAACCACAAACAUACACACACAAAUACAAACAGGUAUGAAAUGGCCAUUCACUCUCUCUCUAACUCACUUUGUCUCUCUCUCUGUUAAGUAUCCCGUGGA
Messenger RNA from Cyprinus carpio (common carp), 551 nucleotides. RefSeq names its product transitional endoplasmic reticulum ATPase-like. The record is from RefSeq and is a predicted model, not a curated record. Lineage: Eukaryota; Metazoa; Chordata; Actinopteri; Cypriniformes; Cyprinidae. Bases 183 to 422 code for a protein of 79 amino acids. The transcript has 2 exons.